GCUUAUCAUCUCCUUAUGUCAGGGGACACAGCUGGAGAUUCCCACAAUGUGGACGACAGAUGCACUACAAAAGAGGCAUACCAAGUGACACACACUUGUGCUGCUACUGGCGAGGAACUGAUUGGAACCAUGAGGACACUCCUGCUUGUAUCACAGGCUUUGCUUCUGCUUAGUCUGACUGCAGGUGCUCAGAGCCAGCAAUGCACUUGCAUCACCAUAACGAGUGAAGGAAGUGGCACUUACACGGCUAAGUUUUCCGCAGCAGCCUCAACCUCAUUCACUGGACUUACUGUUGAGCUUAAAUUUGAUAAUGCAGUCGAUUACCUUGAGUUUGACAGUGGAGCUACAGAGAAGGUGGACAACUACAACUUUAAGCUGCAGUCUCCAGGGUGGGAAGCUGAACCAGGAUGGCUGGUGGAAUUCACUAUCACACCUCAUUUUCAAGGCAGCAAACCCAUUGCGGAUGGGGCACUCAUGAAUGGAGAAGAUGUUUGUGGUGGUGCAGGCCCCAAUGACUGCCCAUCAACUGGUAUGGGUCCUUAUGACUAUAAACAGGCGCUGUGUAUGUCUUACCUGUUUUACGAAGCUCAGCGAUCUGGGCCACUUCCUGGAGACCAAAGGGUGACCUGGAGGAAGGACUCCGCCUUGGGAGAUGGUUCAGAUGUCGGACAUGACCUUACCGGAGGAUACUAUGACGCUGGUGAUUUCGUGAAGUUCGGCUUCCCAAUGGCCUUCACAGCCACAUUCCUUGCCUGGGGUUUGAUUGACUUUUAUGAUGGGCAGAAGGCUGCUGGGCAACUGGAGUAUGGUCGAGCUGCUGUCAAAUGGGCAACAGACUACUUCCUUAAAGCACACACCAAUCACUUUGAACUGUAUGGCCAGGUUGGUGAUGGUUAUGCUGAUCACGCUUAUUGGGGGAGACCAGAGGAGAUGACAAUGUCCAGACCAUCAUUUAAAAUCACCUCCAGUGCCCCAGGAUCAGACUUAGCUGGUGAAACAGCAGCUGCUCUGGCUGCAGCAUCAAUUGUUUUUAAGGACGUCGAUUCUGGUUAUUCAAGCAAGUGCCUGGAAGCAGCGAAGGACCUGUACGACUUUGCAGACCAGUACCGCCAGACCUACGAUACUUCCAUUCCUCAGGCUGCAGAUUUUUAUAAGUCAUGGAGUGGUUACGGUGACGAGUUGUGCUGGUCAGCACUUUGGUUGUUCAGAGCUACUGGGGAAAGCAGGUACCUCCAGAAAGCUCGAGGACACUGGGACGAGUUUUCCCUUCAGUAUGGCGCUCAAGGAUUUAACUGGGAUGAUAAAAAAGCCGGUGUUUAUGCUCUCUACACAAUGAUGGAUUCAGAUUCCUUGUUCCGUGACACCUUCAGUCAGUUCUUGAGUUGGCUGAGGAAUGAUGCCAAGUACACCCCUGGCGGACUGAUCUACAUCGACCAGUGGGGUACUAACCGUCACGCAGCGAAUGUUGCCUUCCUCGGCCUUCUGGGAGCUAAAUUGGGUAUUGAUGCUGAUGCAAACAGAGCAUUUGGAGAGAACCAAAUAAACUACAUUCUAGGUUCCAAUGGGCGUUCGUUCGUUGUAGGAUUUGGCAACAACCCACCACAAAGACCACACCAUCGCUCCAGCUCAUGUCCUGAUAUGCCCCAGACUUGCGAUUAUAGUGCGUUUGAUAAUCCUGGUCCUAAUCCUCAAGUCCUUUACGGUGCCGUUGUUGGAGGACCAGAUGAGAAUGAUGGUUAUAAUGAUGACCGUGGCGAUUACGUUCACAAUGAAGUUGCCUGUGACUAUAAUGCUGGUUUCACGGCAGCUCUUGGUGCCAUGAUAGAAAACCACUAGAGGAAUUACUAACUUCCACAAGAUCCAUUGGAACAGUCUUCUCUACAGAUUUGGCGGGUGAUGGCAUGGUAGAAUGACCAGGCAGCAACAGCUGAGGCUGUUUUGCGUUUCCUGCAACAGUAACUCCAUCGGUGCUGGAAACAGUGAGGAACAUCUGAAGAACACCCAUCAGCGACGCAUGUUCACGAGUUAGUUCCAUUUCAAUGUAGAUCUGUGUAAACAAAAAAGCCUUUCAACUCUACUGCCUGCAUGCACUGUUCCAAAAAAAGAAAGCUAUCCAGGAGAUGGUUCUUUGUGCAAUUCUAACUUCUGUAUUUUGAAACUAAAUUACAUAACUACUGCCAAAGA
Molecule: messenger RNA, 2184 nt
Organism: Macrobrachium nipponense
Lineage: Eukaryota; Metazoa; Arthropoda; Malacostraca; Decapoda; Palaemonidae
Product: endoglucanase E-4-like
Exons: 16
Coding region: 16-1836 (606 amino acids)
Biological process (GO): carbohydrate metabolic process
Molecular function (GO): hydrolase activity, hydrolyzing O-glycosyl compounds
Source: RefSeq, a predicted model, not a curated record